GGUUAUGUGGCAGCUCCACAUCUGAUAACAACAUUUGACGUCAGCUGAAUGUCAAAUUAAAUUUGCUUGAUAAAUCUUUGAGUUAGGAAAAAGUAAAUAAUAAAGUAGUGACUACAAUUAGGAACGCUGGGAAAUAUAUAUACCGUUCUUAUACACGAUAUUAUGAGAAGGUGACCACCGUCAGGAGACAACCAAUUCAACUUUAAUAAUAUUGAGCUAAGUUGCAAAAAUGCUGAAGUUCUUCAAGAAUAUUUUAUUGAGUCUUUACAUGCAAUACGAAUUGGUUACUUGCAUUUAUAUGUUUGAGCCAUGGGAAAAGAAACUAAUAAAUAGUUUUGUAAUACUAACACUUGGUUUGGUGAUAUUCUCCAGCUUCGUGUAUUUGCCAUCAUAUUUUGAAACAUUCCUACAAUUUGUGUCUCCGUUACCACAAAAAGAAGGCUCAGCAUCGUAUACACCCAUGUUACAAACACAAAAAAUGAGUAUGAGUUAAGAGAGAAUGGGACAUGACCGAAGUAAAAACGCACAAUAUAUUUUUGUUAAGUGUAAAUACACUAUUUAGGGCUAAAAUCUUAAUAACAGCAUUGAUAAUUAACAAUUUAAAUUCCACGAACUAUGAUGUCUAGUUUGAUACUUAUACUAGACAUGACAUUAAUGUGAAAAUAGACAGACUAUGUGGAACUCAAUGAAUUUGAAAAAUGUUAAUGUGUAUAAAGUAAUACUUAAUAAUAUGGUGCUUUAGAUGAAAUUUUUGUAAUACAAUGCGCAUUUAGUUUUAAAAUGAUUUCAGAUAAUUUAGUACAUAUACAUUCAAUUUUUAUUAUUCAUCCUUGAAAUAAAAGGUUUAAAGACAAUAUAUAUAUGUAUUCAAACAUAUUCGCACAGGAUGAUGGGUGAAACCAAUCAGAAAAGUUGUAAUCCAUCAAUUAUAUAGAAAGUAUAGUUUAACGCUCAAUAAACAUUUAUUUCACAACGUAUAAAUAACUUAAA
This is a messenger RNA of Bactrocera oleae (olive fruit fly), 990 nucleotides long. Its product is annotated as serine palmitoyltransferase small subunit A. Lineage: Eukaryota; Metazoa; Arthropoda; Insecta; Diptera; Tephritidae. The record is from RefSeq and is a predicted model, not a curated record.